Molecule: messenger RNA, 2466 nt
Organism: Prorocentrum cordatum
Lineage: Eukaryota; Dinophyceae; Prorocentrales; Prorocentraceae
Source: the annotation of a GenBank genome assembly
GGCGCGGCCCUGUUGCACGCCUUCGCCGUCGGGGCCGCGGCGGGGGUCGGCGAGCACGAGCACGGGCGCCGCGACAAGUUCGGAUGCCCCAUUGAGAGCACGCACUUGCUGUCGCCAGCCCAGUCGUGCUGCUACGCGAAGAUCGUGAAGGACCCCAGCUGUUGCCUCGACACUCACUUCAGCAAGGGCGUGACGCGCAGGAACUUCACGCGGCCGGGCACCUCUUGGAAUUGCCGCAAGAAGGGCUGCUAUGACAGCCUGAGAGGCCCCCGCGGCACGGACCAGAUGACGAUCCCACCAGGAGCGGACUGUACGACCCCCAGGAUUCUUUACAUCCACGGUGGCAGCUGGAUGUACGGGUCGCCCUUCACGACGGGCUACCCCCAGCUGGCCUCGAAGCUGGCCGCGGCGGCUGGGGCGGUGGUCCUCAUGCCCGACUACCCCCUCAUACCGUACGGCAACUACACCUCGAUACUCGAGGCAGGCCUGAGCGCCCUGCGGUGGCUCUCCCAGCACGGGCCGCUAGACGAGUGCCGCCCGUCCGAUCGGGCGCCGCUCCUGGUGGCCGGCGACUCCUCCGGCGGCGGCACCGCCAUGUCGCUGGUGCUGCAGCUGCAGGCGAGGCCCGAGUUGCUGCCCGGAGCGAGCCUCGUCGGCGCCUUCAUGUUCAGCCCGUGGACGAACCUCAUGUGCAACACGCCGGAGUACUACACGAACGCGUUCGCCGUCAUCAAGGACUCGCACGUGAGGUUCGAGGACCUCGGCGAGUACCAGCAGUUCGUGGGGGACAUCAUGUUCCAGUCCAUCGCGUUGCAGUCGGCCAGCCUGUUCAACGGGAACGCUGUAGCGUAUGUGGGCAAGAACACGUCCUUGUUGACCGAUCCAAUCGCUUCGUCCUACUUUGCUGGCCCGGAGCAGUUCAGCGCCGAAAGCAUGCCGUCGUUGUUCUUUACAGUAGGGGGUUCGGAGUCAAUCGAGGGCGACACUGUCCGCGUAGCCAACACCGCCGGGAAGGGCGGCGCGGACGUCGAGGUAGAGGUCUACACCGGUAUGUGGCACGUGUUCCCCAUGUAUUCUGAAGGUUGCGACAGUGGUCACGAGUUGUGGGCAGGUAUGAACGCCAUCAAAUCGACCGGGGCGUUUGUAAGGAGGGUUGUCGCAGGUGGCAAGGAUCGCGUCCGGCACGGAUUUCCCCGCAUCCACCACUUGUACGAUCCCCACAUCGACAAGUACGAGAAGGUCGGGCAGCUCCUGCCCAAUCGCGUGCGCGUGUCGGAAUACCAGAAGAUUAUCAAUCAGGUCGUGGCCAAGCCCUGGUGGGUCGUGCUGGGCUCGCUCGCGACCUCCGCCGGCGCGAUCUUCCUGAUGGGGCUCUUUCUCGGCAACCUGAUGAGCUACGGCGGUAUUCGGGCGUACCGCAGAGCCGCCCGCGUGGCCGAGUUCAGGAGGCAGUUCGUGGAGGUGCCCGUCGGCUACGUGUCGUUCGAUGGGCUCCAGGGUCGCAGGCCAGCGAGCACGUUCAUGGAAGACUUCAUCAGGGGCGUCCCCACUACGGAUGAGAGGUCCUGGCGGGUGGAGACGGCCAAGGCGAAGCUGUCCAGCACUUCCGAAUCGGACCGCGUCGAGGCGGCGCGUGCGGAGAAUGCCAUGUGGAGGCGCGCCGCAAUGGCCGGCGGGGUCCAGGAAUCGCCGUGCAGGACUCCUCCCGACGGCCAGAAGGAAGGCCUGGAGGACGGCCAGAGGCCGGACGAGCUGAUGGCGGAGGUGAAGCUGAAUCCCUUGGAGGCGUGGGCGGUGUCUACCAAGGAGGCUAAAGACGGCGGCAUCGAGGCUGCGAGGCGCGAGAACAUGGCCUGGCGCCUGCAGAACAAAGGUGCCCGGGCGCAGGCGCCGCAGUCUCCGCAGUAUCCUGGGGGCUCACUGCUCGCGGUGCCCUCUCAGCAGCUGCCGCAGUUGUCGUACCCGCUGAGUCACUCUGGGUGUAGCGCAGACGCCCUGGGCGCCAGCCGGUAUGAGCCGCCGUGUUCGGCCCCGGACGGUAAGCACGUCGUUUUCGGGCGCGUCAUCCAGGGCGUGGACAUACUCUCGAAGCUGGAGUCCUCAGGCACCCCGUCUGGCAAGCCACUCUUCGAGUCCAUCAUCUCGGACUGCGGGGAGAUAGAGUCGGAGGCUAUGAAGACCAGAAAGCGGAAGUUCAAGGAGGAGCCGCUGCCGGUCGGCUGGGAAGAGAAGGAAUCCCGGAACAAGCCAGGACUCAAGUACUACGUGCACGAGUCAGGCGCCACGCAGUUCGAGCGGCCGACCACGCGGGCUCGCGAUCCUCUCGCCGUCAUGGCGGAGAACGCGAAGGUCCGGAGGCUGGAGGCGGAGAGGGAGAGGGAGCCAGGCACUGCCGACUCGCGCCGUACAGAGCGGCGAGCGCCGCAUUUGGCACAUCCUGAAGAAGCACAAAGACUUCUUCGGUAA